AUGUGGUUCUUAGAAAAAGAAAGCCUUCUCGCACCCAAGCAAUGUGGCUUCAGAAAAAACAGAUGCACCACGAACAAUAUCUUAAACUUGGAGACAAAAAUUGGAGAAAUAUUCAUUAACAAGAUACUGGAGAAACUGGAGAUACUCAAGAUACUGGAGAUACUGGAGAUACUGGAGAUACUGGAGAUACUGGAGAUACUGGAGAUACUGGAGAUACUGGAGAUACUGGAGAUACUGGAGAUACUGGAGAUACUGGAGAUACUGGAAAUACUGGAGAUACUGGAGAUACUGGAGAUACUGGAGAUACUGGAGAUACUGGAGAUACUGGAGAUACUGGAGAUACUGGAGAUACUGGAGAUACUGGAGAUACCGGAGAUACCGGAGAUACCCGGAGAUACUGGAGAUACUGGAGAUACUGGAGAUACUGGAGAUACUGGAGAUACUGGAGAUACUGGAGAUACUGGAGAUACUGGAGAUACUGGAGAUACUGGAGAUACUGGAGAUACUGGAGAUACUGGAGAUACUGGAGAUACUGGAGAUACUGGAGAUACUGGAGAUACUGGAGAUACUGGAGAUACUGGAGAUACUGGAGAUACUGGAGAUACUGGAGAUACUGGAGAUACUGGAGAUACUGGAGAUACUGGAGAUACUGGAGAUACUGGAGAUACUGGAGAUACUGGAGAUACUGGAGAUACUGGAGAUACUGGAGAUACUGGAGAUACUGGAGAUACUGGAGAUACUGGAGAUACUGGAGAUACUGGAGAUACUGGAGAUACUGGAGAUACUGGAGAUACUGGACAUACUGAAGAUACUGGAGAUAGUAGAAAUUCUGUUAAUGCUAAAGAUACUGGAGGUACUGGAGAUACUGAAGAUACUGGAUAUACUAAAGAUACUGGAGAUACUAUAAAUACUGAAGAUACUCGAAAUACUGGAGAUACUGGAGAUACCGGAGAUACUAAAGAUACUUUAGAUACUGAAGAUACUGGAGAUACUGGAGAUACUGAAGAUACUGGUGAUACUGGAGAUACUGGAGAUACUGGAGAUACUGGAGAUACUGGAGAUACUGGAGAUACUGGAGAUACUGGAGAUACUGGAGAUACUGGAGAUACUGGAGAUACUGGAGAUACUGGAGAUACUGGAGAUACUGGAGAUACUGGAGAUACUGGAGAUACUGGAGAUACUGGAGAUACUGGAGAUACUGGAGAUACUGGAGAUACUGGAGAUACUAGAGAUACUGGAGAUACUGGAGAUACUGGAGAUACUGGAGAUACUGGAGAUACUGGAGAUACUGGAGAUACUGGAGAUACUGGAGAUACUGGAGAUACUGGAGAUACUAGAGAUACCAAAGAUACUAAAGAUAUUCAAAAUACUAAAGAUACUGGAAAUACAGAAGAUACAGAAGAUACAGCAGAUACAGCAGAUACAGCAGAUACAGCAGAUACAGCAGAUACAGCAGAUACAGCAGAUACAGCAGAUACAGCAAAUACAGCAGAUACAGCAAAUACAGCAGAUACAGCAGAUACUGGAGGUACUGGAGAUUCUACAGAUACUGGAUAUACUAAAGAUACUGGAGUUACUGGAGAUACCGAAGUAAUUUCAGUAACUGAAUAUACUGGAAAUACUGAAGAUAAUGGAGGUACUGGAGAUACUAAAGGUACUAGAGAUACCGAAGAUACCGGAGAUACCAGAGAUACUGGAGAUACUGGAGAUACUGGAGAUACUGGAGAUACUGGAGAUACUGGAGAUACUGGAGAUACUGGAGAUACUGGAGAUACUGGAGAUACUGGAGAUACUGGAGAUACUGGAGAUACUGGAGAUACUGGAGAUACUGGAGAUACUGGAGAUACUGGAGAUACUAGAGAUACCAAAGAUACCAAAGAUACUAAAGAUAUUCAAAAUACUAAAGAUACUGGGAAUACAGAAGAUACAGCAGAUACAGCAGAUACAGCAGAUACAGCAGAUACAGCAGAUACAGCAGAUACAGCAGAUACAGCAGAUACAGCAGAUACAGCAAAUACAGCAGAUACAGCAGAUACUGGAGGUACUGGAGAUUCUACAGAUACUGGAUAUACUAAAGAUACUGGAGUUACUGGAGAUACCGAAGUAAUUUCAGUAACUGAAUAUACUGGAAAUACUGAAGAUAAUGGAGGUACUGGAGAUACUAAAGGUACUAGAGAUACCGAAGAUACCGGAUAUACCAGAGAUACUGGAGAUACUGGAGAUACUGGAGAUACUGGAGAUACUGGAGAUACUGGAGAUACUGGAGAUACUGGAGAUACUGGAGAUACUGGAAAUACUGGAAAUACUAGAGAUACUAGAGAUACUAGAGAUACUAGAGAUACUAGAGAUACUAGAGAUACUAGAGAUACUAGAGAUACUAGAGAUACUAGAGAUACUAGAGAUACUAGAGAUACUAGAGAUACUAGAGAUACUAGAGAUACUAGAGAUACUAGAGAUACUAGAGAUGCUAGAGAUACUAGAGAUACUAGAGAUACUAGAGAUAUUAGAGAUACUAGAGAUACUAGAGAUACUAAAGAUACUAAAGAUACUAGAGAUACUAGAGAUACUAGAGAUACUAGAGAUACUAGAUAUACUAGAGAUACUAGAGAUACUAGAGAUACUAGAGAUACUAGAGAUACUAGAGAUACUAGAGAUACUAGAGAUACUAGAGAUACUAGAGAUACUAGAGAUACUAGAGAUACUAGAGAUACUAGAGAUACUAGAGAUACUAGAGAUACUAGAGAUACUAGAGAUACUAGAGAUACUAGAGAUACUAGAGAUACUAGAGAUACUGGUGAUACUAGAGAUACUAGAGAUACUAGAGAUACUAGAGAUACUAGAGACACUAGAGAUACUAGAGAUUUUCGAGAUACUCGAGAUACUAGAAAUACUAGAGAUACUAGAGAUACUAGAAAUACUAGAGAUACUAGAGAUACUAGAGAUACUAGAGAUACUAGAGAUAAUAGAGAUACUAGAGAUACAAGAGAUACUAGAGAUACUAGAGAUACUAGAGAUACUAGAGAUACUAGAGAUACUAAAAACACUAGAGAUACUAGAGAUGCUAGAGAUACUAGAGAUACUAGAGAUACUAGAGAUACUAGAGAUACUAGAGAUACUAGAGAUACUAGGAGAUACUAG
Messenger RNA from Psylliodes chrysocephalus, 3138 nucleotides. NCBI's taxonomy places the organism in Eukaryota, Metazoa, Arthropoda, Insecta, Coleoptera, Chrysomelidae. The record is from the annotation of a GenBank genome assembly.